Cryphonectria parasitica EP155 is the source of this 4113-nucleotide messenger RNA. RefSeq lists its product as uncharacterized. The record is from RefSeq and is a predicted model, not a curated record. The transcript is spliced from 2 exons. Lineage: Eukaryota; Fungi; Ascomycota; Sordariomycetes; Diaporthales; Cryphonectriaceae. The coding region runs from base 1 to 4113 and encodes 1370 amino acids.
AUGGUGUACAUAAGCGAGGUUGACAUGUACAGCAGCUGCGCCCGCAACGAGGAACCCGACAAAGCCAGGGACGGCGGCGCCAUGCGACAUGAUGCUGCUGCAUCGCUGACAGAGAAGGGAGAGUACGAUACGGCUGUGGAUUCAUUGUACCCAAGGAGCAUCGGUGGUGGAACUUCUGGGAACGGCAGCAAACGCGGCAGCACGCAGCUAAUAGACCCGUCGCUGGUGGAAAAGGAAGGGUACGACACGACGACUGUGCGCCCAUUGUAUCUGAGAGGCGCUGGUGGUGGAGAGUCUCGGCGAAACAGCAAGCGCAGCAGUACGCACCACAUGGACUCGUCGUUAAGUAUUAUGGCGAGAGCAGCGCGGCAGACGGACGGCAGGCUAGAGGAGCCGCAGCAGCAAAACCUGGGCCUGGAUCUACAGCUGGAGCUGGAGGGAUUGGACGCAGCGCUACGGCGGCGAUCGACACGGAGAUCGCCUCGGCAGGAUGGACCGCAGGGGCUGGAGGGCCAGCACGAGGCGCUGGGCGAGCUGGCCACGUUUCUGAGGGACGUUACACCACCGCCAUCGAACUACAUGAGCCUCCCCGACCCGAGCACGUCGUCGUCGACGUCCUCAGCCUCCUCGCUUAGGCGGAGGAAUAGCAAAGGCAACAAUAACAAGACGAAGGAGAAGAGGAGAAGUAUGCUGAAGAUGGCGCUCGGUCUGUUGACGAGGAGGGGUUCCAGAAGAAAGGCAAUAAAGAAGCGAGGAGGGGCUGUCAGCCCUGAUCUGGCGCGGGCUCCUUCGACGAGAAGGAGACGUCCGCCACGGAUCAAGCUGCCCGAUACUGCUGUGGCGGGGACUACAGUGGACGGAUUCAGGCACAUUGCAAUAUCAAUACCCAUCGAGCACGCCCACCUCGGCCCAGAACCUCGACAUCGAUUCGGUUUUCCGAGGAGACGGUCUCGAUCGCUCUCCUCGCCAGAGCUAUCGCCUGAGAUCUAUGACGAUGUCACGCUCCGCCCCAGGACUGCUUUCGCGACAGAGUCACGCAGGGGCACCCAGCUCGGACCCCUCGCCGAGGAGCGCGAGUCACUCUCGUCUACCUCUUGGGGCAAGGAGAGCAGCUACCGCCAUGGACAAGCACGUGAGGAAGCUCUGGCCGCCCGCAGAAUCCGGCUCGCUUCGCGCAACACCUUUGGCACUGUGUACGAGAAGGUCCGCUCUGUCAACACGUCACCUGAUCUCGCACGCCCAGAUAUGCCGCUACGCAUGAGCAGCGAGUCGAGUCGGCACGGGACGCCGCGCACGAGUGAAGAACUGCGCUCUGCUGCACGCAGAGACACACUUGAGGCGCUGGUGAAAGGGGUCCGGGCAUCUUCGAACCUGCCGGCCUCCCGUGGCCCCAGGCCAACCUCUGCGUACAGUUUUCGCAGCUUCGCCUCGGCGCUGCCGCAGCAGCAGCGGGCGUACUACCACAAGCGUAACUCCAGCCUGCAGCCCUCGGAGCCGGGGCCCCAAAGUAGGCGCCCAUGGACGCUGAGUGAGUCCAUGCAGUACCACAGCUGGGACUCGUCCAGGGAUCACACAGUGCGCGAGAGCAUCUUCUCGGAGCAGUCGCAGCUGGAUAGCAUUGGUACCACGGAGAGCAGCGAGGUCCCCCCCUCUUCUGCAGGCGCGGCGCGGACUCCGCGGCGCCUCGUCGGGGUGGAUGUUGUCAAGGGUUUGAGCCCCGGGACGCGGAGAAGUUUGGAUCACAAGAGGGCCAGCGGGAGCGGGCGCGAGCUUGAAGCGGGCAGGGGGGAGAGGAGCAAUUGGAAUGUGACUGCCCGGACGAACGAGACGAACGAGACAGAGGAGGAUGAGCAGAAUCAUGCUCGCAUGGCGCAUCUGAACCCUGAGUCCGCUUCGGUGGCUGUGCAGGAGGAACGAGUACAAGAGGUUGACGCAGCGCAACAACCUGGAUCCACGACUGUGAUUGAUCCCGAGGUAUUGCCCCACCGACCUGUGAAGGUCACUGCAGAGGAUAUUUUGCCGUCUGUAACGGACAGGGAGGUUAACAGGCAGGAGGAUGUUCACUCAGCCUUCACACGCAGCUCGGAAACGAACACCGACCCGAAAGGCAAAGGCAAGGCGACGAUACAGGCAGAUGACAACCAAAACGAGCCAGGUACAGUGGCCGCGACUGAGCAUGUAGAGAGCAGAGGGGAAGAGCAGGGCCUUGGUUUCACACAGCAAGAAACGCAGCCAGCCCAGCAGCACGAAGAAAGCCUCCCGAGCCCAGUACUCAACACACAAGAGCGGCAGACGGAACGGAAGUCAACCCUGCUGUCGCGGAUGCAACGAGUUGCCGAGCUGAGGAUGGUGCUCGAGAAGCCUGGUGCACAGCCAUCCGACCUGCUCUGGAAGCGCAGGCUCAGCAGUUCAUCGGAUGGGAGUCAAGAUUCGGUGACACCCAAGGCAAGCAAGGCGGAUCUCGAACCAGCUGCUGUUUCUGCGCCUGUCAGGCCAAAGACUGCAUCUCAAGCUCUCAGCCUGACCCAGGUCGUGACUGUUGCAGACGUCGCACCAUCAAACCAGGAGCUCCUAGGCCGCACGAGCAAAGAGUCGAUCGUCUCCUCCGCCCCCUCACUCGCUACCCUCGCCACCGUGAUCAGGCCAUCGCCGGCUCUUCCGUACGGCAGCGUCACACCUCCAGACUCCCCGCCGCCAUCAUCGCCCACGUCUCAGCUCUCAUUUGCCGACGCCGACAAUGCUUCUGUCCUCCGCAGACCCAUAGCCCCGUUGAAGCGCAUCAACUCGUACCACUUCAGAAGAACGGCCUCCCAUGCGUCGGGCGGUGGUCGCCAUUCACCUGUCGCCAGACGGGAUGCCAGCCCGCCGCGGCCCAAGACAGCAGGCAAAGGCAUGCUUGCCUCCAAGAAGAGCUUCUUUGGGCGGACUGCGAAGACGAAGCUCGGCCAAGGCAGCAAUGGCGGUGCUGUUGCCUCUGUGUCAGAAGAGCCGUCAAUUCUCAAGAUGACCCGUAGUCAGAUGUUUCAGAAGUACGAGGCGCUGCGUGAGAAGCAGAUCCGAGAUAUGGAGAGGCGGGUCGAGAGGCUUGAGCGCAACGAAGACCGCCUACUCUCAUCUUUGUUGCCACUGUUGGGUGACCUGCAGCGGACGCUGGGCAAGAUGAACAUUAGGAAGGCCGGGCGAAAGGGCGAGAGAAAGGAGGUCGAUAUUGGUGAUAGGCAGUCGCCGUCGUCGAGGUAUCAUCGCAAUGGGAUACAGAGCCGGUUCGCGAGGAGGGACACUGAGGAGGACCUGCACAGAGAUGCCAUCUAUAGCCAUGGCGAUGCCGGUCUCGACGAGGACGAGAUCGUCGUGUUGCACCGGCAAUCUCUCGAACAGGACAGAGGCACACCUGAGCGUCCAAGGCGACUCUACCUAGAAGACAGCGACGACAACCCCAGCUUCACCAGCGAUGACCAUCCUUCGCUCCCACUCCAAGGCCUGGAGGACCUCGACCCGCGCCACCGACGCUGGUCCCGAAGGGCAACCCUAUUGGAUCCGAUUGUACACAGCAGGCAGCAGGAUUCCUCCGUCUCUGCACCAAUGCUGGGCAAAGUCCGACCCAACUCGAUGGCGGUCACAUCGGAUUUCAGCCUCACGAGGAUGCCGCCGAUUUGCACCGACGAUAUCGAGCUGGACGACAGAGCUGCCGUGCGGGCCAGAAACCUGGCAUUUGAACCUUCGCCAUCGCCAGAUGUCCGCAGGAACCCACCAACCGUGCGCGAUGAGCAGGAGGCGGAUGGUGCCAGGAGACUAUCCACACAGAGCAUAAGCAGCCUGGAGACGUACGACGAUACCGAUGCUAGCGUUGGUGGGCCCGAAGAGGUGGUCAGGCGGUCACCCGCCCGUGAAGACGAUGCCCGUCCCUAUCGGCCCGGCGGGAGCGGCAUGGAGAUGAUCGAGCCGCUCAUGAGGGAGCUGCAGGCCAGCGGGAGCCCGCCGAGUAUGGAGAGCCUCGGAUCUGGGGACAUUGGGGACGAUGAGGUGCGGAAGUUGAGGGAACGGCCUGGUCCUAGGUCUGUGGUCGGAUUCGGCGCCUUUGGCGAGAUCAUAGUCGCAAUGACGCUUCGAUGA